UAUAGAUUGAUAAAUGGCCACACCCGUUUUCAUUUGAUAUGACAGAAUAUAAUGAAAGAGAUUUUAAUACAAUUGUUAAAUAUUCAUGUAAAACUAAAAAUUUAACUUCGAAAAUUGCAAAAACAAUUAUAAUUGGUGAUGUUUCAGUUGGAAAAUCAUGUUUAAUAAAUCGAUUUUGUCACAAAAUUUUUGACAAUAAUUACAAAGCAACAAUUGGUGUAGAUUUUGAAGUAGAAAAAUUUGAUAUUCUUGGCGUACCUUUUCAUUUACAAAUAUGGGAUACAGCAGGUCAAGAAAGAUUUAAAUCCAUAGCUGCAUCUUAUUACAGAAAUUCAAAUGUGAUCAUGGUAGUUUUUGAUUUGGCUAAUUUAAUAUCAUUAGGACAUUGCGAACAAUGGUUAAAUGAAGCUGUUCAAUGUAAUACAGAACCAUAUCAUACAUUUUUAAUAGGCACAAAACAAGAUUUAUUGUCCAAUGAAAUAUAUAGAAUAAUAGAAAAACGAGCAGCCAAAGUAGCGCGGAAAAUGAAAGCUGAAUUUUGGGCUGUUUCCGCCAGAACUGGAGUCGGAAUAUCAGAACUAUUCACAAGAGUAGCUGCAUUAUCUUUCCAAUCCAUAAUUCUAAACGAAUUACAAAAUAUGAAGCCAGAAUCAAUUAACAUUGGUUCAAAUUUAAUAAGUAUGUAUUUUAUUCGAUUAUAAUUAUAAAGUGAAUGAAAA
Molecule: messenger RNA, 719 nt
Organism: Apis dorsata (giant honeybee)
Lineage: Eukaryota; Metazoa; Arthropoda; Insecta; Hymenoptera; Apidae
Gene: RabX5
Product: ras-related protein Rab-34
Exons: 5
Coding region: 39-701 (220 amino acids)
Molecular function (GO): GTPase activity; GTP binding
Source: RefSeq, a predicted model, not a curated record